Molecule: messenger RNA, 1025 nt
Organism: Nerophis lumbriciformis (worm pipefish)
Lineage: Eukaryota; Metazoa; Chordata; Actinopteri; Syngnathiformes; Syngnathidae
Biological process (GO): regulation of immune system process; regulation of cytokine production; negative regulation of transcription by RNA polymerase II
Cellular component (GO): nucleoplasm
Molecular function (GO): RNA polymerase II cis-regulatory region sequence-specific DNA binding; DNA-binding transcription repressor activity, RNA polymerase II-specific
Source: RefSeq, a predicted model, not a curated record
CGUUGGUUGCGACCCGCCAUAAAAUGAAGAAGAAGAAGCACGUUCAGGGAGGGGAGGGUGCGGUGCUCACUGCUGGUCUUUUAGAAACUUACUCAACAGCAACACACUUUCACGGUUAACAUUCAAAUAUUACUCAUUUCUAAAGCCCAGGAGACGGCGGUGGAGUCUAAAGUAUUGGAGUGUCUGAAGGGAUGUGUUAGAACAUGGACGACAACUGCUAUGCCAAGAUGGCGACACGAAGAGAAGACGGAAAAGAGUCAUCGCCGCCAACUACCAGCAACUCAUCAACGGACAAAAAGAGGAACAUUGCAGAUAAAGACGUCCAGCAGCUGAUUGGUCAUGAAGAAGAAGGGAUCUCCACUUUAAGACAGGAGAAUAUCCAUUUCCUUCAAGUUACAGAGGAAAGAGAGGACCUCCAGAUUAGUCAGGAUGUGUGUCUUCUAAAGCUGAAGGAGGCUGAUCCCACCAAGUUGCCGUUGACUGUUGUCUCUGUGAAGACUGAAGACCACGAAGACAAACCCCAAGACCAGAAGCUGACUGGUCAUCAAGGGGAACAUUCCCUUGAGUCCACUUUGAAGCAGGAGAAUCCCGAUUCUCUCCACGUUAAAGAAGAAGAGAAGGAACUCUGGAUCACUCAAGAGCGAGAGUGUCUUCUCGGGCUGGAAGAGGCUGAUCCCGCCAAGUUGCCAUUGACUGUUCUCUCUGUGACUAAAGACAAUGAAGACAAACUACAAGCAGACAACCUCUUAGCUCCACUAUCAGAUAGUGAGGCUGAAGACUUGGUUGGAGAACCUUUAAGCAGCGAUACAGACUUCGAGAGUGAUAUGAGGACUCACACUGACAACAAACACUCUGAAUGCUCUAAAAAUAAGACAGGGAAAAAAGUAUUUAUCUGCUCAGUGUGUGCCAAAAGCUUUGCUCAAAAGGUCUAUUUGACCCGACACAUGAAAAGACACACAAGAGAAAAAGCAUUUAGUUGUUCAGUUUGUGGUAAAAGGUUCGUUGAAAAGCGAAAUAUGAAAUAG